Messenger RNA from Capsella rubella, 1622 nucleotides. Its product is annotated as homeobox protein knotted-1-like 5. The coding region runs from base 89 to 1237 and encodes 382 amino acids. The record is from RefSeq and is a predicted model, not a curated record. Gene Ontology annotation, cellular component: nucleus. Gene Ontology annotation, biological process: regulation of DNA-templated transcription. The transcript has 6 exons. NCBI's taxonomy places the organism in Eukaryota, Viridiplantae, Streptophyta, Magnoliopsida, Brassicales, Brassicaceae. Gene Ontology annotation, molecular function: DNA binding.
UCACAACAAAUAAACUAGGGGAAAGAGAAAAAUAGUCCUCUCUCUCUCUCUCUUCUCUUCUCCGACUACCCCAAAACGCAGGAGAACAAUGUCGUUUAACAGCUCUCAUCUUCUUCCUCCACAAGAAGAAGACCUUCCUCUCCGACACUUCUCCGAUCAACCUCCUCCCCCACAGCGUCACUUCCCUGAAACGCCUUCCCUUGUCACCACCAGUUUCCUCAACCUCCCUUCCACCCUUGCCACGGCGGAUUCCGAUCUCGCUCCUCCGCCCCGCAACGGAGACAAUUCCGCUCCUGAUGCUAACCCACGGUGGCUCUCUUUCCACACGGAGAUCCAAAACACCGGAGAAGUCCGUUCUGAAGUUAUCGACGGAGUCAACGCCGAUGGUGAAACUGUACUUGGCGUUGUUGGAGGUGAAGAUUGGCGGAGCGCUAGCUAUAAGGCCGCGAUUUUGAGACAUCCGAUGUACGAACAGCUUCUUGCGGCUCAUGUGGCUUGCCUUAGGGUUGCGACUCCCGUUGACCAGAUUCCGAGGAUCGAUGCUCAGCUCAGUCAGUUCCACACCGUCGCCGAGAAAUACUCCACUCUUGGUGUCGUUGUGGACAACAAGGAACUUGAUCAUUUCAUGUCACAUUAUGUUGUGUUGUUAUGUUCAUUCAAAGAACAACUCCAACACCACGUUUGUGUCCAUGCAAUGGAAGCCAUUACGGCUUGUUGGGAGAUCGAACAAUCAUUGCAAUCCCUAACUGGAGUUUCUCCAAGUGAAAGUAAUGGUAAGACAAUGUCGGAUGAUGAAGAUGAUAAUCAAGUAGACAGCGAGGUCAACAUGUUUGAUGGGAGUUUGGACGGCUCAGAUUGCUUGAUGGGGUUUGGUCCUCUUGUUCCAACCGAACGAGAGAGAUCCUUGAUGGAACGUGUGAAGAAAGAACUGAAGCAUGAGCUUAAACAGGGUUUCAAAGAGAAGAUUGUGGACAUAAGAGAAGAGAUAAUGAGGAAGAGAAGAGCGGGGAAGCUCCCGGGGGAUACAACUUCUGUACUGAAAGAGUGGUGGCGUACUCACUCGAAAUGGCCAUACCCAACUGAGGAAGACAAGGCAAAACUGGUUCAAGAAACCGGUUUGCAGUUGAAACAAAUCAACAAUUGGUUCAUCAACCAGAGGAAGAGAAACUGGAACAGCAAUACUUCCACAUCAUCUACUCUCUCCAAGAACAAACGUAAAAGGACCGGCAAGUCUUAGGUGAAAUGCUGGCUAACAAGAGGAUGGUUCUUGACCAUGUGAAUUCAAGGGAACCAGAUGUGAAAGAGAUAGUUUCUCCUCCGGUUCCACGAUCGUACAGAUUGUGUUUAGCGUAGGGUGGUACCGGUGUGCCUAUAAAACCGGAUUCUAGAGUCUGAAUUGUUGGUUUUAGCGGCUUAUAAUGUGUGUCUUUGUUAUAUGUGUACAUAAAGUAGUUUAUGGAAGCGAUCUGUAUUGUUGGUUUGCGUCUUGUACCGAACGCAUAAACACGUGUGAAGCUUUAUCUGUAAAGUGCCAAUAUGGUCCGUAUGUAAUGUAUCAAGCAAUAUUCAUCAUUAUUAAACUACACACUAGCUUGGAAUAUGCUACUAUGAUGUUGGCAGCA